Messenger RNA from Protopterus annectens (West African lungfish), 2411 nucleotides. RefSeq names its product PX domain containing serine/threonine kinase like (gene PXK). Gene Ontology annotation, molecular function: protein kinase activity; ATP binding; phosphatidylinositol binding. Gene Ontology annotation, biological process: endosome to lysosome transport; protein phosphorylation; protein targeting to lysosome. The transcript has 18 exons. NCBI's taxonomy places the organism in Eukaryota, Metazoa, Chordata, Ceratodontiformes, Protopteridae. The record is from RefSeq and is a predicted model, not a curated record. Gene Ontology annotation, cellular component: early endosome; late endosome; extrinsic component of endosome membrane. Bases 201 to 1943 code for a protein of 580 amino acids.
UUAGUAACCGUCGGGUUUCAGGACCAGGCGGAAACACUGCUACUGUCUCUGCUCUUCCAGGGUUGCGUUGGCAGUAGGGGCUGAUACGAUGCUGGUUGCCCGGGUCCCCGUUGUAUUACAGCGGAUGUGAAGGAUUUCGGACUCGCACCGCUAACGUCGCAGUUAGAUACUUCGUGGGAACUCGAUAUCUUGGAGUAGGUAUGGCGUUUAUGGAGAAGCCAACAGCUGGGAAGAUCCUUUUAGAUGACACAGUCCCACUGACAGCGUGUAUUGAGGCGAGUCAGAGCCAACAGUCCCACACGGAGUACAUCAUUCGUGUUCAGAGAGGUGUUUCUUCCGAGAAUAGUUGGCAGAUUAUAAGAAGAUACAGUGACUUUGAUGUACUGAAUAACAACCUACUGAUCUCAGGAUUGACUCUACCUCUUCCACCAAAGAAAUUAAUUGGGAAUAUGGAUCGUGAGUUCAUAGCAGAAAGACAGAAAGGGCUUCAAAACUACCUAAAUGUAAUUACCACUCAUCCCAUGUUGUCAAACUGUGAACUAGUUAAAAAGUUCUUGGAUCCUAAUAGCUACUCUGUAAACUAUACAGAAAUAGCUUUGCAACAGGUUUCAAUGUUUUUUCGUUCAGAACCAAACUGGGAAGUCAUAGAACCAUUGAAGGAUUUUGGUUGGAGGAUACGGAAAAGGUACUUUUUAAUAAAGAGCAAAGAUCAGAAUAAAGAACGGCAGGUGCUGAGCUGGGCAGAUCUAGGCCCUGAUAAAUUCUUGUCUGACAGAGACCUCCAAUCAGCCAUAAAAUUUCUUUCUUCAUUGUCGCACACUCAUAUCUAUCCUGUCACCUUUGCCAUGGCCAAUGAAACUUCAGCACUUGUUAUCAGAAUGUACAGUGAAAAAGGAACACUGAAGGAUUAUAUCUGCAAGGCAAAACCUAAAGAUCUUUAUUUGAAAAAGUACUGCUGUCCCAAGAAAAUUCAAGGCCUUGAACUUCAUCAAAUCAGAAAUUUUGGAAGACAAAUUCUGGAGGUGCUAAAAUUCUUACAUGAGAGAGGAUUUCCGUAUGGACACUUACAUUCUGCCAAUGUGAUGCUUGAUGGGGACACCUGCAGACUUCUAGAUUUGGAGAAUUCUCUGCUUGGUCUUCCCUCCUUCUACAGAUCUUUUUUCUCACAAUUCAGAAAAAUAAAUACUCUAGAAAGUGUCGAUGUUUACUGUUUUGGCCAUUUACUGUAUGAAAUGACCUAUGGCAGACCUCCGGAUGCUGUUCCUGUGGACAGCUUCCCACCUGCUCCGUCAACUUCCAUAGUUUCAGUACUACAGGCUAUACUCUCCACAGAUGCCUGCAAAACUGGCUUGCCAACAGUUUGUCAACUUUUACAGAUGCCGUUAUUCAGUGAUGUUCAGUUGUUCAAUUCCGAGAAACCUCAGUUCAAGAUCCCAACUAAGUUGAAAGAAUCAUUGAAAAUAGCCAAAGAAUGCAUUGAAAAACGGUUACAGGAAGAACAGAAACUGAUUUAUCAUCAUAAAAGGUUUACAAAAGCUCAGUCCCAUCAUUGUUCCGAAGAAGAAAAGAAAAAAAGAAAAAUUUUAGCACGAAAGAAGUCAAGACAGUUUGCCAAUGAAAAUGGUGAAGAUCAUUCAGCAAAGUACAGCAGCUCCAAUAACAACUCUGGUUCUGGGGCAAGUUCUCCAUUAACAUCACCAUCAUCACCAACCCCUCCUCCAUCAUUAGGUGUGUCCUCAGUUCCAUCACCACCACCACCGCCUCCUCCUCCUCCACCACCACCAGCUCCUCCUCACCUGGAUAUGUCUGCCAAAGCUGACCCACCACCUGUUAAUGGGGCUGGCAGAGUGGCCUUGCUGAGUUCCAUUCAGAACUUUAAAAAGGGAGCACUGAAGAAAACAGUGAUAGAUGACUGCAGCACUCCCAGGAUUAGCUCUGGCUAAAUACCUACAAAACUUGAAGUUACACCAUCAGUCCUGAUUUUGCUGUCACUGACCUUCAAAAACUUGCUGCAUACUGGUGAUGUUUUGGCUGGCUAGCAGAUAUUCAAAGGGUUCAGCUAGCAUUUUAGUGCUCCUAACUGACCAUUUGAUGAAUUUUCAUCAAGCAUUUAUGACUUUUGACUUUUGUUAUAGACUGAAAAAACUUGCCACUUUAUAAAUAGAGAUCCUUCGAAAUACAGUGCCACCUUCUGGAAAGAACUGGGAAGUGCAUCUUUUCCCUGUUUUAGCACUUUUUUUGGGGGGGGGGGGGUAAUCAGAAUUGUACAUUUUUAUGAAAAUUUGUUGACAACAGAAUUCAUUUGUCAGCAUGACUAAUGUUUUUUCUUUAGUCAGUUGAACUGCAAUUGCCUGGUAAAGGGUCGUGCUGGAAAUAGUGCUAUCCUUUUUUGAUUAAAAAAUUAUAUUUGA